CGGAAAAUAAAAAAAUAAAAAAAAGGAGAGAAAGAGAAAAGAACACAGAACAAUAAAAAGAAAAGGGGGGAAAAAAAGAGGGAAAAGGAAGAGGUUGCAAUACGACGUGGAAACUUUUUCUUGCUUCCCGUUCCCCAAGUCCUGAAGAGCCGGAAUGGAGCUGGAGAAAACCUACGCGACAUCCCGAACCGGCCGCACAGGACAUGGAGGCGUGAAUCAGCUGGGGGGUGUUUUUGUGAACGGCCGCCCUCUCCCAGAUGUUGUUCGUCAGAGGAUCGUGGAGCUCGCCCACCAAGGGGUCCGGCCGUGUGACAUCUCCCGGCAGCUCCGCGUCAGCCACGGCUGUGUCAGCAAAAUACUUGGCAGGUAUUAUGAAACCGGGAGUAUUAAGCCUGGAGUGAUUGGAGGAUCAAAACCAAAGGUCGCCACACCCAAAGUCGUUGAAAAAAUUGCAGAGUACAAACGCCAAAAUCCCACCAUGUUUGCCUGGGAGAUCAGGGACAGACUCCUUGCUGAGCGAGUGUGUGACAACGACACUGUGCCCAGUGUCAGUUCCAUUAACAGGAUCAUCCGGACCAAGGUGCAGCAGCCACCCAAUCAGCAGGUCCCGGCUUCCAGCCACAGCAUAGCCUCCACGGGAUCAGUCACCCAGGUGUCCUCUGUAACCACUGACUCUGCUGGCUCGUCCUACUCCAUCAGUGGGAUCCUGGGAAUUGCCUCCCCUGGCACGGAGAGCAACAAGCGCAAGCGGGAUGAAGGUAUUCAGGAAUCUCCAGUACCAAAUGGCCAUUCUCUCCCAAGCAGAGAUUUUCUUCGGAAACAGAUGCGAGGAGACCUUUUCACCCAGCAGCAGCUAGAAGUGUUGGAUCGUGUUUUUGAGAGACAACAUUAUUCUGACAUCUUCACAACAACUGAGCCCAUCAAACCAGAGCAGUGGUGCUCCAUGCUGAUGAGACAGUGCGUGGUACAACCGCAGGCAGUCAUUUUUCAGGCAACUGAGUACUCAGCCAUGGCCUCACUAGCUGGUGGAUUGGAUGACAUGAAAGCCAAUAUAACCAGCCCUACUUCUGCAGAUUUGGGAGCGAGUGUUCCUGGGCCUCAGUCCUAUCCUAUUGUCACAGGUCGCGAGCUGGCAAGUACAACCCUCCCAGGAUACCCUCCACAUGUCCCUCCUGCUGGACAGGGCAGCUACUCCGCUCCGGCGCUGACAGGAAUGGUGCCUGGGAGCGAGUUUUCUGGGAGCCCAUACAGCCACCCGCAAUAUUCAACAUACAACGACUCCUGGAGGUUUCCCAACCCUGGACUCCUGGGCUCCCCCUAUUACUACAGCACCACAGCCCGUGGAGCAGCUGCACCAGCUGCUGCUGCUGCCUAUGACCGUCACUGACGCUGGAGCUCAGGGCAUCGGCACUGACAGCACGCAUGUCUGGGACAACCGUGACGAGUCAUCUUGCUGCCACCAUGCCAGCCACUCCAAAAGGGAAAGAGAAAGUACCUAGUAGGAACAUCAUAAUUGAAAUUUUGCUCUUUAAGCUUGUUGAACUGAUUAUUGUAUUUUUAAAUCUGGUUGGGUCCUGAAUCAAACAGAGAAACAGGAGGAAGUGGUACUCCUGAAGCUCUGUGUGGUUAAAAAUGUGUGGUAGCUUCAUGUUCUUCGCAGCCGGCUGGCUACUGCUUUAAUCGCCUGUGGGUGCCAUGGCUGUGUCUGGGGAUAAGGAAGAGGUGUGAGCAGCUCCCCUUGGGACAGCUCCCUCUUGCUGCACACUGAAACAGGCUGUGAGACUCAAGGCAAUUUUCUUUUCUUUUCUUUUUUUUUUCUUUUCUUUUUUUUUUUUUCUUUUUUUCUUUUUUUGUUUUGUGUGUGGCAAAGAAAAAAUCAGUCUGCUCAAUUUUACGCAAGCACACCAGUGUAAAUAUUUGCUUGUUUGUAUUACUGUAAGAGUAGCUUAAGCAUAAACAGCAACAUUGUACAAGUAUGAACUCAAAACACAUCCAAAAGUGUGUUUUGAAACUGGUGCACUGAUUCAAAGAACUCAGUAAGCUUUAAGCAACUUUGAACCAGGUUAACACUCAUCGUGGCUGUAUUUUGGCUGAUGUUGUUUCUAUAUAGAGCAUCUUAUUUGACAGUUGUGUGUGAUCAUGCUAUAUGCUGGUAUCAAACACAUGGGCAACUGGAAAGACAUAGGCAAUUUUGUGAUACUUUACUGCUUAAUAUUAAUUUUAUGUUCAUUUGUCAUCAUACUAAACACUGAAACAAAUUCACUGGUUUCAAGUUAAGCAGCACCCAGGAAGGAAUUCCUAAAUAACAGUUGACACCUUACAUAUAUCUAUAUAGAUCGUGUGCUAAAUCCCAGUCAUGAAAACCCUGAGAGGAAGGCAAAGAAAUACUGUGGUUGUGAUUUUUAUGUGCAUGUAUUGAGCAGGGUGUACCAGACAUGAGGGCAGCUGCACUCACUUUCCAACCCAAGCUGAAGGAGAAAGUAUUUGUUUCCAGGUGUCUGUACAUUUCUGUGAAGGCAUUGCAGAUUGUAGUCCUGUGGGAUUUUGCCCUGCAGAUUUUGCCCUGCUAAUUCCAUGUUUCUUCCCUCCUAUCAAAUAGGAAGCACUAAUAGUCACAUGUUUCAAUGUGCACCUUGUGGGGGGCUAAAUUAUGAGAGCAGAGCAGCUGCAAAUGACCACUAAGCAGUUACAUCAAUCACUGCCUCUCCAUGGAGCCAGGACCACUGCUGAUGUCUCCCUGAAGCCUCCCCCUACCCCACUAAGACUAAGGCAAAGACAACCUCAGCCACAUAAGGACGAUGGGCAUAACCCCAUCCCUUCCCUCCUGGGGGUAGUGGAGAAGCUCCCUGGUCCUGUUGAGAUGAAGACCUGGCUGAAGCCUCCUUACUCCCAACUCAACCAUCCUCAUCCACCCAGAGUUGUCUGGGCUCUGCUGAGGGGUCUGUUGGUGGUUGGCUGCAGGAGAAAGCUUGUUGGUGUCAAACUUCAGAGGCACUCUGGUAGAGGAAUAUUCAAGCAGGUAUUCACCAGCUUCAAGCUGUACAAACAUUCCUCUGGCAGCUCCUGAGUUAACACUAUUCUCUCUCCUCCCUUCCCAAGUCAUCACUUGUGCUGCAUAGUGGCCAUCUAUCUGCUGAGAAAUUCCCUCACCCACUCCAGUAGCAUCUUCUCAUGGUACAGAAAUGCAGUCAACACUUCCAAGUUUCCAGGGCAGAAGUGUUCCAAUCCUUAGCAGCCAUGUCCCACCAGCUCAGUGACAUUUCAGCAUGUUGUUCACAGAUCCCAUCAGAAAAUUUUAGCCAGUCUUUUAAGCUAACCUAGAAAUUAGCUUUGAGACAAACUUAGCAGUGAGAUGAGUGCCACUUUUAAUCUUCCAGCAAUUAAUUACUGAUACACAUCUUUUUUAACAAAAGACAAAUAAUAGCAUGGAAGAUUUACACAAGGAAACUUCUGAAGCCCUGCUUUGGGUUCAUACCUAACUGCAUACCCAUGAUUGCUUGCAUUCCUUGGACUGGAAAGGGCACUUUUGUCCCUGGGACCAUGUGCAAGAGUCUGGCCGAGGUGUGUGCACAGUCUCCAUUCUGAACACAUGCACCUUCUCUGUGAGCUCAGAAGGGGAUGUGUCUGUCCAGUGCCUUUGCUGAAGAGAUGAGAAACAAGUGUUUGACCACUGGUGCUGGUGAUGGAUCUAGAGCAGAGGUAUGCUGAGUUACACCAGCUGUUGGGACAUCAUCAGGCUUGGCUAAAACAAGUCUGUGUGCCCAGUGAGGGAGCUGCAGCUCAUUGGCAUGUGGGUCCUUCACCCACUCUGCCUAUUCUUCUGCAACCACAUUGCUUUUACUUGUUUCCUCAGCAGCAUGGACUGUGACAUACAUUAAUUCAGAUGAUGUUGAGAGGACCAAACAUGAGAUUUCAGCAAAAGUUACCAUACUCCAUACUCAUGCCAAAAGUGCUUGUAGUUGGGCUGGGGACUUCGGAAAGGCAUGACAGGUAUGUUUUCUCCAAAUUAUGGAUGUGUGUGGAUGCCACUGGAUGAAGUGACCUAAAGUGCUCAGGCCUGACUGGCCUCAAGGCUUUCAUGAGAGCAGCCCUUGGCCUGCCAGGUAUGGUGGUGGGCUCCAUCCCAGGGACUCUGUGGAUGCAUGGGCAGCUGCUUAGGGGAAACCCAGAACUCCCACCCUUGCACAUGCAAAGCAGGGGCUUGUGUCUGACCCACCUCCGAAACCAUGGCAGCCAUUGCUCACUCACAUCUGCUGGGACAUCUUUCUAUCAUAAACAGCCAGUACAAGUUAGACCAUGGAGUAUUCAUGCCAUGCUGCUGGAAAAGGCACUUCUUGACAGUACUUUCUGCUUUUGGGAAUAUUUCACCUGAGAUUUACAAACUGCUUUUCUCAGGAAGACUUUCUGGCCAUAGUCUUCAUUGUGGGUAUCCUCCUCCUUGGGGAGCAUGUUUGAAAGGCACUGUUGGUAGAAGGUGGUCAUCUGUGGAGGACAGAGGAUUGCCUGCCUUUGUCUAUCCUCUGUGGCCUCACUAUUUCAUGGAGGAGGGGUUACAGGGUGAGGCAGACAUGGUAAGCAAAUGACCCUCAGGGGCUGCAAAGAGGGGAGAGAGACAGCCCAAUGCUAGGGUUUGGGGAAUCCUGCUAAUCCUUUACUCAGGUGGGAUGCCCUGCAGAGCAGUGAAUCAUUACUAAACCCUUGUGGAAAUCAAUCCCACAAAGUGCCUUCAGGCAGUUUCAGCACUGAACUCUGUAAUACACUUGGUUAGAUGAAGGGUUUUCCAAUACUUGAUACUCCAGCAAUAAUUUUAUCAAAUACAUUGCUGACACAGGCUAAGAAAUUAAAUCUGAGAGGUGGAGAGGGACAAUGCUGCUGUAAAACUAAAUCAGUGGAGGCUGGAGCCAGGAUUGCAUGAACUGACUUGUUGAGCAAACCUUCAGUAAAAUGCUGUCAGACCAUGACCAUAAAGAAGACACAAAAUGUUGUGAUCAUUGAAUUUGUUUAUAAUCUGUGUCUGAAGGUUCAGUUAUGGAGAUAUUAUUGUUAGGCAGCUCUACUAGUAGACUGCAGAGCUCUGGAUGUCUCAGGACUGGAUCAACGGAUCAAAAGUUUUUUUUGAUCACUGUUGAAUUAUAAAAACGCUCAGGGCUCUGGUGUCAUGGGUCCAGAGAGCGAUUGUUCAUUCUGAGAUGUCUCAGAAGUUCUCUGAUUGGACUGGCAGGUGUUAGGACAACAUUGGUGCUUGAGGCACUUGGGUGUCGAGGAAAGAAACAGCACCAGAGUACAAGAAGCUCACAGUCUGUCACCCCUCCUUGACUCCCUGUGAUUGUCCUCUUGGUGCUGUAGUGUGAGAGCAGCACAGUGGGAGAAAGCAGCAUGGUGGGUGAGGGAGGUGAGAUGGCCUCACCGUGCCAGGACUUAGCAGUUGAUAAAUGCUUUGUCAUGCUGGUCUUAGCUAAUGUGGUUAUAUUCCUGUUUUGUUCUUUUUUUCUUUAAUUUAUGUAUUUUAUACAUCCUUCAGUAUGGAGGCAAGAGGAAGCUCUGUUAAGGUCUUGCUUAUUUCCAGAUGCAGGUACCUGUAGCUUCAAGAGCUGUGGCCUCUAGCAGGGUCGAUUUGUGUAGCUGUCACUGGCUGCAACAUGGCUCUGACCAAGUGUCCUUCCUGGUACCGUGCUCUUCUCUGCAUGCAUGUGCCACAGGGAAGCAUGAGGCCCAAGAGGCAGCACAGCACUAGGCUGACCCAUCCCAAGACUCUGUCCCAGCAAACUCUGGAAAAACCUGUUUUUUCUUCUGGAUUCAUUGAUGAGAUGUUAGAGGACCAACAGCUCUUGGCUAAGGUGCCCUGAAGUCUCGCUAAGUGUGCAACUAAUGGUCAGAUGUGGGUGUUGUUAGGCAGAUCCAGGUCAGGCAGCCCACACUGACAGAGGCACUGGGCACACGUUCCGAGCUGCAGCCAAGUGUCACUCUGCUCUGGAAGCAGAGUGCUCAGUAGUGGCACAAGGCUGGGGAUGCUAGCUAGGAAGCCCUGUAGGUGCUUAGACCUGCUCUUGUCAAAGGUACAUGUUACCACAGUAUGAGAAAAGGAUGUGAAAGGAUCAAAAUCAGUUAGUGUUCUUUUUCUGGUUGAGCUAAUGAGACUCGACAUGCAAACACUGAAUGAAAAGCAUGUCAAAGUGGUGCCUGGAUUGCUCACCUUGGCAACACAGCUGCCAGCUCCAGCAGUGGCCUCACUCACCAGUCCUGUGAAAGGCUCACAAAAUGCAGAGGCUCCAGGGUGGAAGCCAGACUGAAAGGACUGAGCUAGGCACAGCUGCAGCCUUGCCAGGUGGGCAGGCAUGUAGGGAUUGCUGUCUACACACUUUUAUGUGUAGGCACACUCGAAUAUCUCAGAAAUUUGCAGGGUUUGUGGAGAGGUGGAUCCUAGUCCUGCAUCAGCCCCAGACACCACCUAGCCAGACCCCUGUGUCCAAGGUCUCUGGCUCUGCCUUGUCUAAAUGAAAUGGGAAAAAUGGCCAGUGGGCAUUUAGACCUGCCUUUCCCUUUGCUCAGCCUCCUGUGGGAAAAAAUCUUGUCCUGGUUUUUCACUUUGUGUAGUGGCCUUUGUACAUUCUGAAAUUACAGAAAAUCAUUUCAUUGCAAAUGGAAUUCCUUUCCAAGAAAAAGAAAAUAACUUUUUUUUUUCUUAUAGACAAACUAUGUAUUAGGGAUUUCUAGCAUCAAAGAAAUACAUAUCUAUUGUAUCCACCAAAGUCUGCAAUGCCUGCAUUGAACCUUCUUUAAAAAGAGAGGAAUGAGAGGGAGAAAAAUAAAAGCCUCCUCACCUUGAAAAGUACAUACAAACAAAAAAAUAACUUACAAAAAAAAUCCUAAAAAUAACUGUUGAAUUGCCUUUGAAAGUAGGGGAUAACAUCUGUUGCAAAACAGAUGAAAAAAUGCUUCUUAAAAUGUGUAUGUUUUGUAUUCUUUUUUUCUAGUAGGAAAAGAACAAACUUGAAAUCUUGGUGUUUUUUCCUUAGUGCUGUGUGUUGCUUUUGUGUGUUAUAAUAUUUGAAUGUAAUUACAGCAGUGCCAAUUUGCCAAAGACGUCAAACAUUAUUUUGGGGAUUAUGUUUUGGGUUUUGUUUUGGGUAGCAAAAAGGGAGGUGGGCUGGGGACCUGGGGUGGUAAGGCAUGGGUCAACAAAAAAGGGGCCGUUUGAAGGGGUUUUUUGGGGUUUUUUUUUGUUUGUUUGUUUUUUUUUCCUGUUAAUACUGGAAUUUGUGAUUUUAUUCUAAGUUAAAUGGUUGACUGCAACACUUUUUAUUUUUAGAUUAGUUGAAGAAACAUGCAAUAAGAUUGGCGUAGUUCAAUAUCUGUGUGUCUUUUCAUGAGAGUGACUGUUACUUGUGGACAUUUGGUUUUAUGUAACCUUUAUGUGAGAUAAUUAUUUGUAAAUAUUUACCAUAAUUUUAUUGGUUCCUAAAAUAAAAGUAAUUUUUUUAAGUUCAAAA
This is a messenger RNA of Parus major (Great Tit), 7490 nucleotides long. It is a transcript of the gene PAX5, whose product is annotated as paired box 5. The coding region runs from base 155 to 1387 and encodes 410 amino acids. Lineage: Eukaryota; Metazoa; Chordata; Aves; Passeriformes; Paridae. Gene Ontology annotation, molecular function: RNA polymerase II cis-regulatory region sequence-specific DNA binding; DNA-binding transcription factor activity, RNA polymerase II-specific. Gene Ontology annotation, biological process: anatomical structure development; regulation of transcription by RNA polymerase II. The record is from RefSeq and is a predicted model, not a curated record. The transcript is spliced from 11 exons.